UUUGAUGUGUGGCUUUAAAUAAGUGUUUUUUUUUAAAUCGGAUCCCGUUCAUUCAACAACGCUGCAAUGAACGAAGAAAAUCAAUUAUGGACCGACGAUCAAUCGAAUGCAUCGUCCGAUUGCAGCGACACCAGCAGCGAUUCUCGGUCCCACGAAUGGACUCCACACAUAACAAACAACUCGUUGUUUUUCGUGAAAUUUGAUCUUGUUUGCCACUCGAAAACGGCCGUGUUCGAUGACGAUUUGUUUUUCCGCAAUGAGUAUCGCCGAUUGUCGAUACGGAAGAAGGAAAGCAUUCUGUCUCGGUUCGGACAGAAGGACAAGGGCAAGCAUAAGCUGUUUCGGGUCAGCAUCAUCGAUACGUCCAAGAAGGAGCACAUCAACGGAGUGCAGAAGGACGUCAUCAUCAGCAUCGCACCGAAAAAGAACGUACCCCUGAAGGAGGUGCUUCCCCUGACGGAAACGAUCCUCGGCCUAACGACGAGCCUUUUCCCGGACGGUCGCAAGCUGAUGGUGGAUAAGAUCAAGGAGUACUCGGUAUUUGCAAAGAGUAAGCUGGUCAAAUCGAAAGACUGGAUUAAAUCAAUCGACACCGAGCAGGUCACGGUGGAUAAUUUCGAGUCUCUCCUCGAGGGCUCAACGAAGAUUCCGACGAUCAUCAAGAUAUCGUUUUUUGAGAUGAUCGAGCCAGACAUAAGCAACGCGAUCGAGAUAAAGAUUACCAACUUUAUGGAUCUCAUACAGAGCCAAGAAACACUGUUCGAUAAGGAAGACAUACAAUCGAUGAGCAACAACGAUCUGAUCUUUAGCAUGAUCUACAUCUCGAAGGAAUACACGCAGAACGAUGAGCUGGACGUGAAAUUUUGUUACCCUACGCGGGAGAACAACUAUCUCUUCAAUUCGCGUGGCAGUUUCGUGACGCUCCAUUCGAUUUUCGCCCAAUCGUUCAAUCAGCAAUCGUUGAUGACCAAUUUGAAGAUCAAAAACGUUCUCUAUUACACGACGUACAACGUGCUGGAGGAUGGAAUUUUGUUGCUCGGCUUUAGCUCGAAGUAUUCGUCCGUUUUUGCGGUGAAACAGAAGAGCGAGCAGAUUUGCCGUUUUCUGAACGCCCUCUACAAGAGUGGGUCGAUCGUGUUUAACCGUCCGAUCGAACAGCAGACGGAGCUGAUGCAGCUCUGCGAAAUGAUCCGCCACUCGAUCAAGGCAAACCGGAAUUGUGACAAAUUCGAGAAAACAUUUCCACAGGCACAUUUUGUGCCGCUUCCGAAGGAAAUUCAGCUGCGCAUCGAUGACGCCCUCGGGGAGCUGGAAGCGAUGGACUAUCGUAACUGGAACGAUGAUUUUGUCGAUUUGUUCUGCCUGCUGACCGUGAUCGGGUGCGCACUGUACUACAAACAGCAUCUGGUGUGUACGCACCUGAGCGGCGAAUAUAUGAUGGACGUGGAAACGAUCCUGAAGAAUUUGGGCGUGUUCGAGAUCCUCACCACAACGGACGUGAAGAAUAUGGCCAUCUGGAGGAAGUUUUACCCGAAGCAGUACUGCGACGAUGGGUUCGAUGAAAAAAACGAUGCCUACUUGAUGUUGGUAUCGAUCGGGAAUCUGCUGAUGGUGGUGAUUUUGGAAGUGCCGAUCGAUACCACCCACAAUAAGUCUUUUUCACGCUACAUCGACGAGAUACAGGACAUGCUAAGUUAUUUUAAAUCGACUGGUAUUGAAAAUCUUAUUCGAAUCUGGAUCGAUUCAAAUCGUCGGCCACAAUGCAUCCCAACUAGUGUUUCGAAGCAACCAGAUCAAGCAAGUGGUGAAGAUCGUUCGCAGGGGCGCAAUCACGACGAAGAAUCGAACGCAUCUAGCUCGAUCAAGAACCAGAUCAUCCGGGAGGAACCGAACGCGGAGCACGAUGACGACGAUGAUUCUGAUUGGGGUCAGAGCGUAGACAGCAGCCAGCGAAGUAGCAGCUUCGAUAUAACGGAUCUGUCCGAGAACCGUUGCAAGGAGUUCUCCGAGCUUGUACCUACGCAACUAACAAGCGGGCUGGACAAUCUGCUGUUUUACUACGUGCAGCUGGAGGUUGGUGAUGGGUACUUUCUUGCACCAACGUUCAACGGGUCGAACGUGAAGAAUGACAUCGUGAUGAACCUGUUCCGUAAAACGUGCACCUUGAUACACGCGACGUUUGCGAAUACGAAAAAGUUUCGCGCACUGCUGGCAAACGAAUCGAACAAGCUGAACACCCAACGGUCACUGGUGGCGAUCAAAGAACAGGGGAUGCUGCUGUCCGUUCCGAAGGAUCAAAGCUCGGGAGAGCGUGUUGAGUUUUGGGUCGUCGGUAGACUGUUCCACAGCCCCGAGAAGGAACUGUACGUCUGCCAUCGGGCUGAUGCACCGCAGAAUAUGGUGGAGUUGGCCUUCCGUAUCUGUUUGACGUGCGCUGGGUAAAGCAUGAGAUCGUGUAUCUUCCACUUAUGAAACAAAUCCGAGCCCUAGAAAAUAGCUAUCGACUAUUGACUGAUUUUUGCAUUUAUACACACUUUAUAGUAUUAUACAUUUGUAAGGGCAUCAAAUGACCACUUUUAUAUUUUCUUCCAUUUUAUACAAUAAAUAUUUCCGAUAAACGGUAAUGUU
This is a messenger RNA of Anopheles coustani, 2628 nucleotides long. RefSeq names its product protein inturned (gene in). Gene Ontology annotation, cellular component: cilium; cytoplasm. The transcript has a single exon. The coding region runs from base 67 to 2442 and encodes 791 amino acids. NCBI's taxonomy places the organism in Eukaryota, Metazoa, Arthropoda, Insecta, Diptera, Culicidae. Gene Ontology annotation, biological process: vesicle-mediated transport; establishment of planar polarity; nervous system development. The record is from RefSeq and is a predicted model, not a curated record.